Messenger RNA from Astrephomene gubernaculifera, 539 nucleotides. The record is from the annotation of a GenBank genome assembly. NCBI's taxonomy places the organism in Eukaryota, Viridiplantae, Chlorophyta, Chlorophyceae, Chlamydomonadales, Astrephomenaceae.
GGCUACCUGCAGGCCGCGGCGGCGCAGCACUCGGGGCCGUCUGCGCUGAGUAGUGCCAGCUCGCCACAGGCGGCCGGAUUGUUGUGGGGCGCUCUCAGCACGGCGCGCGGGUCGAACGACUGGCCCAUCCUGCACCAAGCCCUCAUGAGCUGCACCGCCAGCCACACCACGCAGCAGCUCAUGCAAUCCAUGUACGGCAGCAAUGCAUCCCGACACUCCCGGGGACCCACGGGUCUUACUCCCCUAGAAAUCGCACGGUUGCUUGGCAGCCGUGCCUCGGUGGACUCCCUGGCUACAAGGCAGCCCAGCUACGGUGAAAGCCCUCACAGCGCCUUCAACGGCGGCCUGGGUCCGCUCAGCGCCGGCAGCCCUGCAGGUCCCGGUUCCCAGCUGCUGCUGCACCCUACUGCACCCAGCGGUGGACCGCCCACCAACCUACAGAACCUGUUCAUACGCACCCUUACCGGAGAUUCGGAUAGUCCAAGCUUGCAACCCCUGGCACUGCCAUUACAGCUGCACCAAUCCCAGCAUGGGCGCCU